Molecule: messenger RNA, 1056 nt
Organism: Momordica charantia (bitter melon)
Lineage: Eukaryota; Viridiplantae; Streptophyta; Magnoliopsida; Cucurbitales; Cucurbitaceae
Biological process (GO): rRNA base methylation
Cellular component (GO): cytoplasm
Molecular function (GO): rRNA (uridine-N3-)-methyltransferase activity
Source: RefSeq, a predicted model, not a curated record
GUGACAGGGAACAGAAAAGCUUGACUUCCCACUGACUCUCACAUUGGGAAUGGAUUCAUCGCUAAGAAAAAAAUUAAUGAUUUGAUCGCGAUCGACCAUCGCGAUUUCUGGAAUUCCAAGCGUCGAUUCAGUUCCACAGAGUGAGAUCGGCGAUGAAGUUAGCGACGGAGAACGAGAGAGAAAUGGAAUCCUCCGAUGAGGAAGAGGAGGAGGAGGAGGAAGAAGAAGAAGAAGUAUGGAGGAAACACUACUCAUCCAGACACAGAAUCUUACUCGUCGGAGAAGGCGAUUUCUCCUUCUCUCUGUGUUUGGCCAAUCGCUUCGGAUCCGCCCGCAACAUCGUAGCCACUUCCCUCGAUUCUCAGGAUGACCUAGAAAAGAAGUACAGCAACGCAAUUCGGAACGUGAGGGAGCUAGAAGAAAGGGGAUGUUUGGUAUUCUACGGGAUCGACGCCCGAAACAUGAGCCAACACUUCUUCCUCAGGACGCAGAGAUUCGAUCGCAUCGUCUACAACUUCCCUCACGUCGGAUUCCUUUUUCGCGAAGACAGUUUCUGCCAGAUCCAGUUAAACAAGGAAUUGGUGGAAGGGUUUCUGAGGAACGGUAAGGCUCUGUUGAAGAAAGGAGAUGGGGAGAUUCACGUGACGCACAAGGAAGGGGAACCGUACGACAAGUGGGAGCUGGUGGAGGAAGCCAUGAAAAUGGGGCUCAAGUUGCAGGAAGCGGUGCCGUUCCGGAGGGGUGAUUAUCCGGGAUAUCAGAACAAGAGAGCCGAUGGUGGUCAAUCGGAUGAGCCAUUUAGGCUUGGGGAUUGCAGCACUUACAAGUUUAAGCUCGAUGAAUCUCGCUAACAUGGUGAUGGCAAAGCAAAUGAAGGGAGCUUCUUCUUCUUCUUCUUCUUCUUCUUCUCUAUGCCGUAGACUUUGUUAUGAACUCUCUGAUUCUGUCAUUUGUCUCUGAGAAACUGAGUUUGGCAAUGGCGGAUGCAGUUUCAUUGUCGCUCUCAUGAAAUCAAUGGCAAAUUAGGCGAAAAUUAUCAGGUAUAUAGUAUUUUUA